UGCGUGGUCACAUGUUGCUGCUGUUGUGUCGGGGCCACCUGAGGCCGACAGUGUGCUUGUGGAGCUCAUAGUAAACUAAGAGUGUGCACGCUGGCCUCGUUUGAAAACAAACCUUAGCAAACAGGAUGUGGUUUGUAGGUUACUGGUUGGGUUGGUGCUCCGUGUUGCUGUUUGUCAGGCUGCAGGUCUGUGUGCGCGCAGAAACACAGUGCUUGUUCUGCAUAAAAGUGGCUGAUGUGAUAACUAGGCAUACGUUACAUAAGUACAGUUACCACAGUCAGAUGCUGGAUUGAGCUGCUAGUUACUGGUAGUUUACCUGAAAUCAAUGUCAGGGCUUCUCAAACCUGCUGCCGUCUGACAGACACAGAGGCGUCUCAGUGUAAAAGCAUCUGAAGAAGAAGAGAGUCUGCUCCUUCAGGGGAACGAUGGUCUCUGGACUGGAGGGGGGUGAAAGGUGAAGGUGGCAGGUGUAUGUGCUACAGUAGAAGUGUCUCCUCCGACAUGUAGUGAGUGGAAGCAUGAAGUUGCCUAAAAUGAAAACAGGAGUACUUGAGUAAAUGUACUCUGUUACUUCAGACACUGCCAGCGUGUCUGUGAGCAGGCAGACGUCAGGGAGGUGCAGGUGACUGUAGUCCUGCUGAGGGGACGGCGGCUCUGAGGCCGAGUGGUGCAGCAGCCUGUUGACAGACUUGGACUGUGGUGAUGAACACAGAUGUUUUCUAAGUUCCUGAACAUGCUGUGAGCAGAGAACAGCUCCCCCUCCUCCGUGCACUGGCCACUCCCCUUCCUCUCUCGCUGCCUGACAAGAGGAGCUCUCAUCUCAGCUGGUGAGAGCGUUCAGCGCCUGCUGAGGACCAGGCGAGUUGGUGUGUGCAGCUGUGAGGAGAUGCUGUUUGUCCAGGGGAUCGCGCUACUGCUGCUGCUGCUGCUGCUGCUGCUGGAUGAAGCUCUGGCUCAGAGUGGAGACGGAGACACCAACAUAGAGUCCAGACUCAGCUGCACCUCCCACAUCAUGACAAAAGGAAACACCCUGAGCUGCAGGCUGCUCGGGUGCCGGAGUGACACCGGGGAUGAUGAAGAUGAUGAGGACGAUGGCAUCGAGAGAAUGGCCCUGUGUUACACCGACUGGAGAUUAAGGAAGGAAAAGUGUGAGAACGGCUCCGGCGACACGCUCAGCUUCACAGGCACGCCCAUGGUGGGCUUGGACCUGACUGUCCACUUGAAGAGAGGAGACACGAUCAGGACGACAGUCGACCUGCAGAAAAUAGUUAAACCGAGAAGUCCUCAGGUGUGGAACGUCACCUUCAACCACGAGUCCAACCAGGCGGUCAUCCUGAUUCGGACUCCGUACCACAAAGAUUACCUGAAAGUAGACAACCAGCUCUUCCAGCUGCACAUCUGCACCGCAGGCAGCGAAAUGGUCCUGUUUGACCAGAACAUCUCCUCGUCUGACAUUUUGAGGAUUGACAUGGAGCGGCUCCAGAAAAACACAGAGUAUCAGGUCCGAGUGAGAGCGAUCCCGCACAAGUUUCUACAGGGCAGCUGGAGCGAGUGGAGUGAAAGCUUCAGUUUCUUCACACCCGCUGAAGGAAAAGUCCCAGAGGAGGGGGCUGACAGACAGGUGGUGCUGUACAUAUCGGCUCUGUGUCUCUUCUUUGUGGUGACCAGUGCAGUCGUCCUCUGUAAAAAUAAAGUGUUCACCUACAUGUGGCCGAGCAUCCCGCAUCCCAAACACACACUGGUGCAGAUCUGCAGACCCAGUAAAGGCCUUCUGCUGCACUUCCACCCCGAGGUGUUCAGCACCCUUAAAGUCUUCCCAAUGGAGAAACCAGAGGAGCAGCUGUGGGAGGAGACUGACCCCCCCACAGGUCCCGCUGUCGCUGACGGGUCUCAGCCCAAUGAUCCCUGCUCCACCCAGAGCUCUGACUGCAGGAGCACCACCACAGAGGAGCUGGAGCUCUCCGCCCUGCUGAGCAGGAGCUCCUCCGAUGGAGAGGAGAGCCUCCAGAGCACCAGUCUGUCCCCCGCCAGCGUCCUCCAGCUCGAGGACAGAGACACGCCUCCGCCUGAACACAGCAGGGGAGGAAACGAGGCUGAGGUGUUUGGAGUGAGUCAGCAGGAGGAGGCGUACGUCACCAUGUCCAGUUUCUAUCAGAUCAAGUAGGUCAGAAGGAAGACCAGGGACAGACGCACGGGACCAGGACCAGUGUUUAUUAAACUUCUGAGAAAGACACAUCGGGGUGCUCUGAAGCAGAGGGGCCUGGCCUGGGGGCUGGGGCCACCCCAGCCCCGGUUUGUCACUCCACUGGAUUACAUACAUGCUGACUGUUUUAACCCUGAACUGUCGUUUCAUAACACUCAACCAAAUUCUGAAGGUAUUUCCCAAACCUCACUGACUCUUCUAACAAUGUGGAGUCAAAAAUAACCCGUUCCAGGAAAAUAUCAUUUUUGUCAGUUGAGUAAAGAUGGCGAGAGGAAAUGACACCGUCUCCCACUUUUUUGCGAAAGUCGAGCCACUUUCACACAAAGCCAGAGCGCCGACAUCAUGUCCUCGCUCCAUCUUUGUUUAUAUGAAAAGAACAGAUAAAGCAAGAAACUGACUGAAAUUAACUUUCCUGGACCAGACUGGAUUAUUUUAGAAGAUUCUCUGAGGGUUCAGGAAAUACCUUCACGAUAUGGGAGAGUGUUAUGAGAAAGGACGGUAUGGGGUUAAAACGUUCGGCAUGCCUCAGUUUUGCAGAUUAACAGAUUAUCUCUGUGACUCGAGUGUAUGUAGCAUGUGAGAGCCACAGCCUGGGGUCUAGGGCCACCCACGAGGGCCAAAGAUAAGUCUGAGGGUCACAAUACAGGGUGGCAGUGGAUAAGAAGGGACAAACACCUCCGUUUGUGGCUCUUAGCCAUGCUAGCAGCUGGACUCUGGAUGACAGCAGACAGACACUGUACAAACAUCCACUUCCUCUCCUGUCAAUCAUCCCAUCAGGAUGAAACCUCUGCUGAGCAUCAUCAGGACAACAUGUUCAUCAGUACCUUAUGACCAAAGACAAUGCCAUCAGCCUGAGCUGGACUUGAGUCAAUGUUCAGCUUGUGCAGCACAACAGAGGUGCUGGUUUGGCUGCACACUUUCAGCCCAGUCCAGUAGCUUUGGUUGACCCGACCUGUGACGAGUGGUUUUAAAUUACAAAACAAAAACAAAUCUAGAAACCACUGGCUUUACAAUUUGACACAUUGUAACCUCACCUGUCACCUGGUGUAGUCCGCAGAUGACCUUAGAUCAUACCUGUGUUUCUGCAGGUUUUAACUCAAACCAG
Molecule: messenger RNA, 3308 nt
Organism: Monopterus albus (swamp eel)
Lineage: Eukaryota; Metazoa; Chordata; Actinopteri; Synbranchiformes; Synbranchidae
Gene: il7r
Product: interleukin 7 receptor
Exons: 8
Coding region: 887-2164 (425 amino acids)
Biological process (GO): positive regulation of receptor signaling pathway via JAK-STAT; hemopoiesis; cytokine-mediated signaling pathway
Cellular component (GO): external side of plasma membrane; membrane
Molecular function (GO): protein binding; cytokine receptor activity
Source: RefSeq, a predicted model, not a curated record